CUGCCUCCCCCCGUAAUCAGGAGCACUGGUUGUAACCUUUGUACAUGCCUUUUAAUUUUUGCAGGAAUUUAUGUCUGUCCCAAGUGUGGUCAUGAGUUGUUUAGUGCUAAAGCAAAGUACAAGCAUAACACACCAUGGCCUGCAUUUACAGAGACAGUCCAUGAUGAUAGUGUGUCUAAAGAAAAUGAAACUGAGCCUCAACAGAGCAGCAAAGCCAAAGCUUUGAAGGUACAUUGAUAAUUUGAAAGUCUGUUACAGUGUACCUGCUUGUUAUAAAAACUACUGAAAAGCUCCGACACACACCAUAAUUAGGGACCUUAAGCAAGGAUGACGACAACGGCAGUGAAAACUUCGGUAAAAAAUGAAUUUGUACUCUUUUAAACUUAAUCUCGUCUAUUUGGACCCGCUCAAUAUGUCAAAAGCAGGCGACUUUUCAUGGAUUUGAAUUCUUAAGGAUUUUAUUCAGGUUCAAAAAGAGGAAGGAAAAUUUGUCGCAAAUUGGGAGGUUUUACAUCGUAGUCAUGCAAUGGGCAUCAAAGAAAUGUACUAAAAAGUGUGAUGGAAGUGCAGAGCUGUUGUUUUGAUCAUUAAACCUAUUGUUUUUAUGAAGUUGACCCUGUGGUCGUCAUCGUAGUUGCUUAAGCUCCCUGUUGACUUGAGCAGUCAGUCAAUGAUUAAUUUUGGUGGAAUUCUUUAUCGUCGACACUGAACCAGCCAAACAUAACCAAACACAGUCCAACAUUUUUUGUUGUUGUCAUUGUUUGUUUGUUUGUAAUGGGAGAAGUUAGGGUUGCUGAGCAGUUAGAGUGCCUGACUUGCAAUCCAGUGGCCUUGAGUUGAAGACCUGCCCUAAUGGUUAGCUGAAUUUUUCAACAGUUAGGUCACCUGAUUUUAUGAUCAAUUUUUAAGGCGAUUUGCUGGUUUUGCACGGCAGAUCUUCAGCACAUGUAUCAAGAUGGCAGCCAUGAAAAGAACCUUCUAGAGAAACAUUACUAAAAUGAUGGCAGGGAUGAGACUCUAAGAGUUUGACUUCCUAAUUGAGGCUGUCAGUGGAUGUUAAACUUGUACUAAAACACUACAAAUGGCAUUAAAGCUCUGUCUGUAUUACAUUGGGUGCUAAUUGGGGAUAUCACGAUUGAUACAGUAUUUUUCAAUGCUAAUCUUCCACCUUUCAGUUGUACAUGCUGUUUUGAAACUUGCCUUAGUCCUCACUUAAUAGUCAAUACUUUCUACAGCUCUACCAAAAACCCAGAAUAAUAACCCUAUCUUUCAUUUCAUGAUAUUAUUCAUUAUAGAAUGGCAAGAAACAGAAUUUUACAACAAUGUACUGUGUAUCAUUUCAUCCUGAUACAUACUCUCUAGCUUGCUUACUCUUUGACCAGAAACCUUUCAAUAUCUUUUUGCCUUUGUUUGCAUCUAGGUCCGGUGUGGAAAAUGUGGCAAUGGUUUGGGACACGAGUUCUUAAGGGAUGGUCCAGAUGGUAUUUCCUCACGUUUCUGAAUAUUCUCAGACUCACUAAAGUUCAUCCCAAGGAAGGAUGAAAAAGUCAGUGAGUCAACCUCAGAUCAGAAUGGAGCAAAAUAAGUAGCUGGAUUACAUGUUUGCUUGAAGUUAAUUUAAUGAAGUAACCUGUAUAUUAAUUAUUUAUGAUAAUCAGGAGAUUGUUUUUAUCUUACUGACCAGAGAAGGUUGACGUGGAAGGGGGAUGGGGAAGGGGGGUCUUUUCUACAUUUAUAUAGGCUAUUUUGGAAGUUCUACUUCAAAGGAUGUGACUUUUCUGUUUUUCACAGUGUCAAAAAGUAUAGAGUAGCAUUAAAACCGCAUAAAAUGUACUUGAAAGCAUGAGGGGUAUCCAACAAGCUUGACUGAUUUAUUUUUGUCACUGAAUAGUUAAUAAUAUUGGUGGAGAAAUCUCUGUGUAUGAAAAUAUGAAUACUUCUAAAUUUGUCUAUACUAGGUCUAGCAAAGGGCUUGAAGACAUUUUCUCCACCUUUCCAAGGAGCUGUUAAAAAAAAUUUAACUUCAGGACAGAGCUGUCUUGAGGAAAUUUACUGAUUACAAGUAACAAAGAUGGCAAGGCUUAAUAUAAAUUAUUUUAAUUCAUGCCUUUCUCUGUGCAAACUAGUUUUCCAAAAGGGUAAGAACUAAAAAUGUGUGGCUUCACCUCACCCCCUUGACAAUCAACAUUCUUCUGUAGAGAAGGAUGCAUGUGUCAACUGUGUCUGAAGUUAAUCUUGUCGUACGAAAAACUGAGGCAAAACCGACGGCAUGUUUGUCACAGGGGUGAAGCGUCGGUUUACGGUCAUCUCGCCACCAAGAAGUCGACUCGCUACUAACGAACAGCUCUGAAAUAAUUGACACAGUUAAAUACCCAGGAUUACUUAUCUAAGAUCUUUAACUUUUUCGUCAAGCUUAUUCGAAUUUAAAGGCGACUCAAAUACAAAUCUGUCGAUCCUUAUUGACGAUCCUUGCGUCGAACGUCUUUAGCAAAUACUAAUAAUACACGUAUAGGUUCUGCGAAUGUUAACUUUGGAAUUUGAGAGAAUAAAAAACUAGCAGAAACGUUGCACAACCAGUAGUCAUUUCUUUGGAAUAUGAAAAUAAAGUAACGGUUAAGAAGUUUUCGUUCAUGAAGUUUCAAAACAAUGCUAAGCUUAGUUCUACUGUUGGUGGCGAUUUCUUUGGUGGCGAGGUGACCAGAUACCGAAGCGUGAGAACCAUCACAGCCAUCAACCUUCCGUUUUUCAUGGCUGUUAGGAUGUUUUCUGCAACAACACAAAACACUUUAUCUAGCUGUUCUGUUAGGGUGCAUUGCCUUUCUUGCACAAAGUCAACA
This is a messenger RNA of Porites lobata, 2837 nucleotides long. Lineage: Eukaryota; Metazoa; Cnidaria; Anthozoa; Scleractinia; Poritidae. The record is from the annotation of a GenBank genome assembly.